Messenger RNA from Amborella trichopoda, 1585 nucleotides. RefSeq names its product YebC-like protein. Gene Ontology annotation, cellular component: chloroplast. The record is from RefSeq and is a predicted model, not a curated record. NCBI's taxonomy places the organism in Eukaryota, Viridiplantae, Streptophyta, Magnoliopsida, Amborellales, Amborellaceae.
UAGGGGCAUGAUGUUUGGAGAGAACAAGGUAGGAAAGGCGGAGAUUCUUGUACCACAUCAUGCAAUAUAGACCGUCAGAUUUAGAGCGCAGAAGCAUGCAAAGUGAUUAAAACUCCACUCCCAACGCCCUUUAUGGUUUGCAGAAGAGAAGAGAGGCGUGAUCCAUGGCUGCUGCUGCUUCUUCUCUAUUAAUUAGGGUUUUUGGAGCUGCUCUCCGCAAAAUCUCAACUGGGCUUCUCUCUAUUCACCCCAAUUCCAUGCCUUUGAAAUACAUUGGGUCACUCGAUAGGAAUUUAUAUUCAACAAAUGCAUUUCAGAUUCAAAUGACUCAUCAAAUUAGAGGGGAAUCCUUGAUAAGGGCUCGGAAGAUUUGGGUCUCCUCUCCAUUAUGCAUGGGAAGGCGCUCUUGCAAAAUUGCAACAAGAAAGGGGGCUCAAGAUGCAAAGAAGUCAAAACGAAAUGGGAAAAUUGGGAAGGAAAUCGUAUCUGCUGUCAAGAGAGGCGGUCCAAACCGAAUAUCGAAUGCAGUCUUGGCUGCUGUGCUAGAAAAGGCAAAGGAGCUUGAUGUGCCGAAGGAAAUAAUGGAGCGGAAUAUUAAAAGAGCUUCUGAAAAGGGACAAGAAGCUUACAUUGAGAAGUUUUACGAGGUAUAUGGCUUUGGUGGCGUCUGUAUGGUAGUUGAGGUUUUAACGGACAAAGUAACUCGAUCGGUUGCAGUUGUCAGAACAGUAGUGAAGGAUUGUGGUGGGAAAAUGGCAGAUCCUGGAUCAGUUAUGUUCAAGUUUAGGCGAGCAAGAGUCGUAAAUAUUAAGGUUACCGAUGUUGACAAAGACUGGCUUCUAACUGUUGCACUAGAUGCUGGUGUUGAGGAUGUUAUAGAACCUCCAGCAUAUGAAGAUGAUGAUCCAGAAGAUCAAUCAGAGAGAUAUUACAAGAUUGUAAGCCCGGGUGAAAAUUACUCAGAUUUACUGUCUAAACUACGAGAGGAGGGGAUUGCUUUUGAACCAGACAAUGGUUUUGAGCUUCUGCCAUUAACAACUAUUGAGGUGGAUGAUGAAGCCAUCGACUUAAACAAGGAGCUUAUGUACAAGUUACUUGAGCUGGAUGAUGUUGAUGCUGUUUAUUCAGACCAGAAAUGACCGACAUUUUUUAUAUUUCAAUGCGUGAGUCAUUGGUCUCAUUUCGGUUUGAUAUUUUACCCCACAAUAAAAGUAUACAUGCCAAAAAUCACAAUUAAUGUAUGUUAUGUCAAAGGAAGGCUUUAUCUAUAUGGGCUGAACCAUUCUGGUUCUGAAAUUAGAUAGGAAAAUUGGGUAUUUUUCCCUGAUGGAGAAGAAAGACAAGCUUGAGGAGGAUACAAAGGGGGCAUGGUGGUUCUCUUAUUGUUUUAUCUAAUAUAAUUGCCGAAAUUUUUUCCUUUGUUUGAUUAUUCAAGUUGGGAUUUUUAAUAGGAAUUAUUAUUGAAGUAGGAAAUGAGAAAGGCAUGCAAUUUUAUGCAUAAAUAUCAUUGAUUGUCAGUUUAUUGAUGAGUUAACAGCUUGUGUAAUAGACAAUGAUGAUCUCUUUUGGAGAGAAAUUUGGUGAA